Molecule: messenger RNA, 606 nt
Organism: Fusarium sp. VM40
Lineage: Eukaryota; Fungi; Ascomycota; Sordariomycetes; Hypocreales; Nectriaceae
Source: the annotation of a GenBank genome assembly
AUGACGAGCAACAGAAGACCCGCGCAGGGGAUGCAACAACAAGCCAUUGCGUCGAAGCCAAUUGAACCAUACCUCGGAGGCUCUGGAUGGUCGGAAUGGGCCCUCCACAAUUCUGGGCUAUACUACUAUCGAGCUCGUUAUGUCUCAUAUGAAGACAUCUCAACAAUACCACCUACGGGCAGAAACUCGAUUGUUCCAAAUAUCCAAGGCGGAUACAUUCACUAUGAGUCCAUGACCGUUAGUGAAGCUUUGAGCCACAGCGCCCCCAAUCAGGUCCCAGAGCUCUCAACAUGUUCUACUGCAACAACACCAACAAACAGUGACCCGGCGGCCCCGUCACAAGGAUACGCGCAGCCGAAUAAUCAACUGGUUCUUUCAACGGCGUAUCCCAAACUUGGCAUGGAGAUGAGCGGCGCGUUGCAAUCAGAAGAAGAGGCCAUGGAAACAGUAGUGGUGAUAUCGAGUUCUAAUACAGUCAAGCGAGUAUCGACUACAUCAAAGAGACAGAAGGACAAGAAGAAGCAUGGGAAGAAGUUGGACGUGGAUAAGAGGAAGCAAAUCAGUAAUAAAGCGAAAGUGGACAAGUGGUUAGAUGCUUUAGGAUAG